CCCAAAUUACCCAUUAAGAUCCGAGCUCUCCGCACCAAGCCUGCCUCCAUUGAAUAGCUUUGCCACUAUAUCAGCCCAGGUUUACGGCUUCUGCAAUGUUUGUUUGACAAUGUCUUACGUGUACAGCCGUGGUGGGGCUUCUUGUUGGCAAUGUUACACUCCCCAGGAAUAGGCAUCAUAGAUCAUGAUGUUCUUGUCCUUUGCUCAUUGCUCUGGAUAAAUAUCACAGCAACCGCGCUAGAUACCAGCUUCAAAUCUCGACUAUGGCUCUCACUGACCAAGAAGCAAGCAUAAUCGCCUUGUUUGUGGAAAGUGCCUUCUGGGGCAUUUUCCUGGUAACGUUCGGGCUAUGUCUUCGCGCUCUGCUCUGGUCAAAUAUGGGCUUCAAACCGUAUUCCCAAAUUGAUCGGCCGAUGGUCGCCAUCUGCAUUGCAAUGCCAAUCUUCGCCACGGUAAAUCUGGGCCUCAACGUUCUUCGCGCCGUAGAAUCCGUUGGCCCAUCCGGGAUAAGUGAGCAAUUCACAAACCUCGGAAGUGCGACGGAGACCAUCAAAUUCAUUUGCGUAAAUGUUCAGACGCUCAUUGCUGACGCUAUGCUGACAUAUCGCGUCUGGGUCAUAUACAGUAAAUCGUGGGUCGCAGCCUUUAUCCCUGCGAUUUUGUGGCUGGGAGUCUUGGUGGCUGCGAUUCUAAACAUCAUUGUGCUGCAUUCAAUUCACUCCGAGGCCCUCACCGCUGCAAAGAGCCUCCGACCUAUCGUGACAUCGUUCUGGUCAAUCAGUAUUGCCCUGAAUAUUAUUGCAACGAUACUCAUUGUGGUCCGCAUAUACAGCGUCGAUCGUUCAAACGCGGAAUUUUCGAUUGCUAGCCGCUCUACGUCUCGUUCGAGACGUUAUAGCAGACUACAGCAAAUCAUGAGAAUUAUUAUCGAAUCCGGAGCACUUUACACAAGCGUAGCUAUUACAACAUGCGCAACCUAUGUUUCAGGAAGCCAAGGCGUUUACGUGACCAGUGCAAUUGAAAUGCAAACGGUCGGAAUUGCAUUCAAUUUAAUCAUCAUUAGAGUUAGUCAGGCAGGACGCAAUGCCUACGCUACCAAGACCUCCACGCAAUCGCAUUCUAUUCCUUUACACUUCACCAGGCGGAUGCCUCCGAAGGACUCGGAAACCAUUGAAGUUUCAGUCGACCAUCAGGUCGAAGACGAUUCAGACCGACACAAGAUUGAUUCAACGAUGACUGAGUCACAAAAUCAUAGUAUCGGUGUCAUUCCUGAUUUUGAUGUCAAAGGCGUGAUGGAUGAAGGAGUACGGAGUUAGUUGUUUAACUAUGUCAACGAAUGAUCUUCGUGUACUUAUAUUCUUUAAUCCGUGAUUGCAUCUUACUGUCAU
Messenger RNA from Desarmillaria tabescens, 1388 nucleotides. RefSeq lists its product as uncharacterized. The transcript is spliced from 6 exons. Bases 264 to 1316 code for a protein of 350 amino acids. Lineage: Eukaryota; Fungi; Basidiomycota; Agaricomycetes; Agaricales; Physalacriaceae. The record is from RefSeq and is a predicted model, not a curated record.